GUAUCAUUAUUCCUUUUUUGUUUAUCAUUUAUUGGACUAAUGCUUCAUAAAGUCUACCCUUGAAAAUCGUGAGACACUUGCUCAUCUUGAUAAAUUUCUCCCUCUCAUCGUGUUGUGUGUCAUCUACUAUGGCAAAGAAACCUGUGAAAUACUUUGUGGUGGACGCGUUCACUGAGUGUGCGUUCAAGGGGAACCCUGCGGCAGUGUGUUUGCUGGAGGAGGAGAGGGAGGACACGUGGAUGCAAAGCAUAGCAACCGAGUUCAAUCUCUCUGAGACCUGCUAUUUGACUCGGAUUGCUGAGUCUGAGAGAUCUCAUAUCUCGCUCAAAGAACACUCAACAGAUUGUUUCCACCUCAGAUGGUUCACUCCUACCACAGAGGUUAAACUUUGCGGCCAUGCCACGUUAGCAUCUGCACACGUUCUUUUCUCCUCCGGUUUGGUGAAAUCCAACACUAUUGAAUUUGUGACUCUGUCUGGUGUUCUAACUGCCAAAAAGGUCUCAGGGAUCAAUGGUGCAGGUGCCUCAGAAGAUGGAUUUUUCAUUGAACUGGAUUUCCCUGCUUAUACAGUUAUUGAAUUCAAUUCUGCUGACAUUUCACAAAUUUCCGCCGCUUUGAACGGUGCUCCUAUUAUUGAUGUAAAGAGGACAAGCGUUGGAGAUCACCUCUUGGUUGAACUUGCUUCAGGAAAAGAUGUUGUGGAACUGCAGCCAGAUAUUGGUGCAAUAGCAAAAUGUCCUGUAGGGGGCUUCUUUGUUUCUGGAACUGCUCCUCCAGAAUCUGGAUUUGAUUAUUACUGUCGGUUCUUCUUUCCGAAAUUUGGAAUCAAUGAGGAUCCUAUCACUGGAAGCGCACAAUGUGCCUUGGCACCUUACUGGGCCAAAAAGUUGGGAAAGUGCGAUCUCAGUGCUUAUGCGGCAUCAGCUAGAGGUGGAGUUGUCCAUGUUCAUUUUGAUGAGCAGAGCAAAAGAAUACUGAUGCGUGGAAAGGCUGUAAUUGUCAUGGAUGGCCGUCUUCUGAUUUGAACUCUUGUAUAACGUUGCGAAGAAUAAUAGACUCAAAAGUUGUAAUUGGAUUUCAAUACCUUAACUAUAUUCUAAACUCGAUUUAUAUAAACCAAUACUUGUUAUUUUCCGUAUUUUAUAUCAGUAAAGUAUAAACCCAUUUGUGCUUUUUCA
Molecule: messenger RNA, 1178 nt
Organism: Cajanus cajan (pigeon pea)
Lineage: Eukaryota; Viridiplantae; Streptophyta; Magnoliopsida; Fabales; Fabaceae
Source: RefSeq, a predicted model, not a curated record